Molecule: messenger RNA, 2650 nt
Organism: Nothoprocta perdicaria
Lineage: Eukaryota; Metazoa; Chordata; Aves; Tinamiformes; Tinamidae
Gene: RAPGEF3
Product: Rap guanine nucleotide exchange factor 3
Exons: 26
Coding region: 40-2571 (843 amino acids)
Biological process (GO): positive regulation of GTPase activity; Ras protein signal transduction
Cellular component (GO): plasma membrane
Molecular function (GO): guanyl-nucleotide exchange factor activity
Source: RefSeq, a predicted model, not a curated record
GCCGCUGACGGCAGCCGCCUCUCGGCGCUGCUCAAGAGGAUGCACUUGUUCCGGAGCUCCAGCUACGAGAUCCGGCUGGAGGGCGAGGCGGGCAGCCUGCCCCGCAUCCAGGGCAUCCGCUGGACCCCACUUUUGGACGGCGAAUCGGCCUUGGACUAUGGACACAGCCUCACCCAGGCCUCCUCGGAGAAGAUCUGGCGAGCUGGCAAGCUGCUCUUCAGCCACCUCGCGCUCACCUGCCCUGGCCUCAUCCGGGACCACAAGCAUCACCUGCGGCACCACAGGCGGUGCUGCUCGGGGAAGGAGCUGGUGGACUGGCUGCUGGGCGCGGGGCUGAGCGUGGCAACGCGGAGCCAGGCGGUCGGCGUGUGCCAGGUGCUGCUGGACGGAGGCGUCCUCACGCACGUGAAGCAGGAGUGGCCCUUCCAGGACAAGGACGCCCAGCUGUACCGCGUGGCCGAGCUGGAGCGGAGCGGCGAGGCCGGCGGCGGCGCGCGGGACACCGAGGAGCUGCUCGAGGCGCUCGCCUACCUGGCCCAGCUGGGCCCCGACGCGCUGCUCGCCGUGGCCCUGCGCAAGCCGCCGACGCAGCGCACGGAGGAUGAGCUGGAGCUCAUAUUUGAGGAGCUCCUGCACAUAAAGGCCGUGGCCCAUCUCUCCAACUCGGUGAAGCGGGAGCUGGCGUCCGUGCUGAUGUUCGAGUCCCACCAGAGGGCUGGCACCGUGCUGUUCAGCCAAGGAGAUAAAGGCACGUCGUGGUACAUCAUCUGGAAGGGCUCGGUGAACGUGGUCACUCAUGGCAAGGGCUUGGUGGCCACCCUGCACGAGGGAGACGAUUUUGGGCAGCUGGCCCUGGUGAACGACGCGCCCCGUGCAGCCACCAUCAUCCUGCGGGAGGACAACUGCCACUUCCUCCGUGUGGACAAGCAGGACUUCAACCGCAUCCUCAAGGAUGUGGAGGCCAACACCAUGCGUCUGAAGGAGCACGGCAAGGUGGUGCUCGUCCUGCAGAAGAACCUGCAGGGUGGCAGCAGCCAGUCGGCCACAGUGAGGAGCAGCAGGUACUCGGUGAUGGCUGGGACGCCCGAGAAGAUCCUCGAGCAUCUGCUGGAGUUCAUGAGGCUCGACGCCACACUCUAUGACCCUGCGGACACCCUGCUGGGAGAUUUCCUGCUCACCUACACCGUGUUCAUGCCGACGUCGCAGCUCUGCAGAGCCUUGCUGCACCAUUUCCGCGCGGAGCUGCUGGAGGGCUCGGAGCAGGAGAAGGCCGCCUACUCCCUGCACAAGCGCCGCAAGAUCCUGCGCCUGGUGAGCCAGUGGGUGCUGCUCUACGGGCGCCUGCUGCAGGGCGACCGCAGCACCACGGCCUUGCUGCAGAACCUCGCGGACCUGGCGAGCCAGGACCCUCGCCUGGGCGGGAUGGGCCAGGAGCACGCGCAGGAGCGCCGGCGGCCCAGACCGCUGGAGAACGGAGGCGGCAGCGUUUCUCCCCAGCCUAAGGCUCGAAGCUCCGUGAACUGGUUUUCAGGCCAGGAAGAGGCAAUUUUGAACAGCAGCUGUGCCUUAAGAGCUCAGGACAAAGUGCCCUACGAAAUCUACAGACCCGACCACUCGUGCCUCAUCACGGUGCUGCCCGUGAACGCCUCGGUGCGGGACAUCCUCUGCGCGCUGCGCCCCAAGCUCGGCCGGGACGGCGAGCUCCUCCUGGUGAAGGUCAACUCAGCUGGAGACAAAGUGGGGCUGCAGAUGGAUGCUGUGGGGGUGUUCACCUCGCUGGGGCUCAACGAGAGGCUCUUUGCCGUGAGCGUGGAGGAGCUGCGCGGCCUGAUCCCCCAUCCCGAGCAGCUGGGGCCCAGCACCGGCUCCUCCGAAACCCUGGACCUCAUCAGCUCCAAGGACCUGGCCAGCCACCUCACGGACUAUGACUGGAACCUCUUCAAGAGCAUCCACCAGGUGGAGAUGAUCCACUACAUCGUGAGGCCGCAGAAGUUCCACGACGUGACCACGGCCAACCUGGAGCGCGUCAUGCGCCGCUUCAACGAGCUGCAGUACUGGGUGGCCACGGAGCUGUGCCUGUGCGCCGAGGUGGGCCGGCGAGCCCAGCUCCUCCGCAAGUUCAUCAAGCUGGCUGCACACCUCAAGGAGCAGAAGAACCUGAAUUCCUUCUUCGCGGUGAUGUUUGGUGUGAGCAACACGGCCGUGAGCCGCCUCGCCAAGACCUGGGAGAGGCUGCCCCACAAGAUCCGGAAGCUGCACUCGGCGCUGGAGCGGAUGCUGGACCCCUCGUGGAACCACAGGGUCUACCGUCUGGCCGUGGCCAAGCUGAGCCCCCCCAUCAUCCCCUUCGUGCCCCUUCUCCUCAAAGAUAUGACGUUCAUCCAUGAAGGCAACCGCACCUUGGCUGAGAAUCUCAUCAACUUUGAGAAGAUGCACAUGAUGGCUAAGACCGUGCGUGUCCUGCAGCGCUGCCGGGGACAGGCGCAUGCUCCACUGUCCCCGCUGCGGAGUCGCUCCCCGCACCGCCUGGAGGACCCCAAGGCCAUGAGGAUCUCCACGUGUACGGCUUGAGCUUGCGGAGCCGCUCUGAACCCUUAGCCCCCAUCCAGGGUCUUCGCGGGGCCUGACGAGCCUGGCACAGGGGGACACG